Ceraceosorus bombacis is the source of this 629-nucleotide messenger RNA. The record is from the annotation of a GenBank genome assembly. Lineage: Eukaryota; Fungi; Basidiomycota; Exobasidiomycetes; Ceraceosorales; Ceraceosoraceae.
AUGGCGGCGUCGGUAGUCGGGGUCGGUGAGUAGGCAUGCAGCUUGAGCUGUGCGGGCCUAUUUGAGAUCUUCCCCGGCAGCGAGCGAGCUAGCAUCCAAGCUGACGUUGGCGCUCCAACCGAUUGGCAGAUGAGGUCAAGUCGCGCGACUCCACACCUGCUGAAAGCGGUAUGCUGACUCAGUACCGUAAGUCGCGUUUUCUUGGGAUGUCAAAAGCUAUUGUGUGCUUCGGUCUCUGCAUGCUGAAGUCUCCUUCCCGUUCGUUGCUGUCGAUCUGGAUUGCUAUGGGAAGUUUACAAGCGCUUCACCUGCUUCAAGGCUUCCGACAAGAGCUGCAGACUGUGUUGCUGCAACACUCAGGUCGAUUGCAACCAAGUCUGCGCGCCGAAUGCUUCCCAAUGCUGAUUGAAGAGGAAGCACCUAGCCUCGAGUGACAAGCUCCACGCCGAGCAUCAAGCACUCUCGCAUCUCUAAAAUUUAAAUUAGAUUACUCGAUCCGCUGAUUGGCAGUAUCAAUGUUCUUACGCCUGGUCAUUGCUGUUGACAUGAGCGCGACAGUCCGCAUGGCAGCAAGUGAAGACCCGUGGAGACCGCAGUCCGGGCGAAAUGACUUGGUUGACCUGUGCUAG